GCACUGCCUCACAGAACUCCCUCAGAGCCACUUUCAGCAAAGUAAGCUGCUGCUGAGUGGGCCCAGGCCUGCCCCGAGGAGCCUGUAGUUUUAGAAAUGAGUCCAACAGCUAUAGCAGACACCACCCAGGAUGAAAACCUAUACAGCAAUUAUUACCUGUCUGAGUUUAUCCCUGAGCCUUGCACCAAAGAAGGCAUCAAGGCCUUUGGGAAGCUCUUCCUGCCCCCUCUUUACUCCUUGGUCUUUCUCUUCGGUCUGAUUGGAAAUUCAGUAGUAGUUCUGGUCCUGUUCAAGUACAAGCGACUCAAGUCCAUGACUGACGUGUACCUGCUUAACCUUGCCAUCUCCGAUCUACUCUUCGUGUUCUCCCUCCCUUUCUGGGGUUACUACGCUGCUGACCAGUGGGUGUUUGGCCUGGGUCUGUGCAAGAUCAUCUCCUGGAUGUACUUGGUGGGCUUUUACAGCGGCAUAUUCUUCGUCAUGCUCAUGAGCAUUGAUAGGUAUCUGGCCAUUGUGCACGCAGUAUUUUCUUUGAGAGCGAGAACCUUGACUUACGGGGUCAUCACCAGCAUGGUCACGUGGUCAGUGGCUGUCUUAGCCUCACUCCCAGGACUUGUAUUUAGCACUUGUUAUACAGAGCACAACCACACCUAUUGCAAAACCAGAUACUCUCUCAACUCCACCACGUGGAAGGUCCUGAGCUCCCUGGAGAUCAACGUUCUCGGGUUGGUGCUCCCCUUGGGGAUCAUGCUGUUUUGCUACUCCAAGAUCAUCAGGACCCUGAAGCACUGUAAGAAUGAGAAGAAGAACAAAGCAAUGAAGAUGAUUUUUGCUGUGGUGGUCCUGUUCCUUGUAUUCUGGACCCCUUACAACAUAGUGCUCUUCCUGGAGAGCCUGGUGGAGCUCGAAGUCCUUCAGGGCUGCACCUUUGAAAGACGCCUUGACUAUGGCAUUCAGGCCACAGAAACCCUGGCUUUUGUUCACUGUUGCCUUAACCCAGUCAUCUAUUUUUUUCUGGGGGAGAAAUUUCGGAAGUACAUCAUACAGCUCUUCAAAACUUGCAGGGGCCCAUUUGCACUCUGUCAAUACUGUGGGCUCCUCCAGGUUUACUCUGCUGACACCACCAGCUCAUCUUACACACAGUCCACUGUGGAUCAUGACCUCCAUGAUGCCCUGUAACCAAGGAAAACACAAAACCCAGAGUUCAAGAACUUCCCAAAUGAAGUGAUUACUUCAAAUGGUAUUUUAGUUAAAGUCCCUGAACGAUCAUCGGGAAGACUUGCAUCCGCAGUGGAAAGCUGGCUUC
Messenger RNA from Chrysochloris asiatica (Cape golden mole), 1306 nucleotides. It is a transcript of the gene CCR4, whose product is annotated as chemokine (C-C motif) receptor 4. Gene Ontology annotation, cellular component: membrane. NCBI's taxonomy places the organism in Eukaryota, Metazoa, Chordata, Mammalia, Afrosoricida, Chrysochloridae. The transcript has 2 exons. Gene Ontology annotation, biological process: chemotaxis; immune response; inflammatory response. Bases 97 to 1179 code for a protein of 360 amino acids. Gene Ontology annotation, molecular function: C-C chemokine receptor activity. The record is from RefSeq and is a predicted model, not a curated record.